AUGGCUACUGGUCCUUUUAAUGGUACAAUUACUUAUACUACUACUAAGGAUAUCAAUAAAAUCAUCAUAACUGGUAUUCCUACUAAUAAGGUUACUGAGGGUGAGCCUAUUAAAAUUGCGGGUACGGUUAAAAUUACAACCGGUACUGUUGAAUAUAUUAAUGGUAAGGCUAGGGUUACUAAGGGUACUCCUCCUACUGCUACUGCUCAGAUUGCUACUGCCACUAAGGCCACUAUUACUCCUAAUAAGGAUGGUAAGACUGCUACUCUCAAAAUUGAUAUUGAAAUAACUGAACCUGCUUCUCCUGAGGCUGCUCUUGAUGCUCUUGCUGAUCUUGCUAUUCCUGUUAAAGGUUGUACUGUUAAUGUGGAUACUAAUAAGAAUAAUCUUACUAUUAAAAUUACAUAUGAUCAGAAGGAUAAGUAUGCUGGGGGUAAGUAUACUGAUAUUGAGAUUACUGAUAUUACUGGUAGUGCUCUUACUACUCUUGGUCUUACCACUACUAACGCUGCCACUGUUAGGGUGGAUCCUGCUCCUAAUCAUCUUACUAUCAAAUAUGGCUCUAAGGAAAUUUCAGCUGCUGUUCCUAAGCCUAAGAAUAUGGCUGAGAAGGGUAUGACUGAGAUUACCACUGCUAAUGCUCAGAAUAUUGUUAAAGAACUUAAGCAAACUCUUCCUCCUAAUGAUACUACAUAA
Theileria annulata is the source of this 696-nucleotide messenger RNA. RefSeq lists its product as uncharacterized. Bases 1 to 696 code for a protein of 231 amino acids. The record is from RefSeq and is a predicted model, not a curated record. NCBI's taxonomy places the organism in Eukaryota, Apicomplexa, Aconoidasida, Piroplasmida, Theileriidae. The transcript has a single exon.